Molecule: messenger RNA, 1795 nt
Organism: Cantharellus anzutake
Lineage: Eukaryota; Fungi; Basidiomycota; Agaricomycetes; Cantharellales; Hydnaceae
Exons: 4
Coding region: 406-1596 (396 amino acids)
Source: RefSeq, a predicted model, not a curated record
CACCUCUUAAACACAACGCAGGAGGAGCCCCGUUCCCGCGAAGACACAUGCCAUGAAGAUGCCCCACAAGCCUGGUUCUUCGGCCCACACAAAAAUUUGAAUUGCAUCCAAAGUUGGUUCUCACGCUCAAAUCCCCAACGCAACACAGCACCCCGAAGCGUCUAAAUCCUUCACACAUAGAUCAGGAUACACACAUUAGAGUCUUUCGUUGAGAUUCGCAUCUUUCAGCUUGUGAGUCUUUUUUAUCCAAGCAGCAUUACUCCUCGUUCUGACAGUUUUGAUGCUCAUCUAUCCGUCACGGCCUGCUCAUCAUUCCUUUGUUUCGUUCCUCCGUCCAAUCUCUCCCGGAAACCUGGAAAAACUGCAUGAUCGGAAUUCCGCAAUUACUUACUGUGAUAAGCAACUAUGGGGAGAGCAAACCAGCUUAUGCUCCUGGAGAGCGUCGUCCGGGCGGGGGUAAUUACCGGAACGACAUUUACCGUUUCCCGGUAUAUACCAAAGCCUUUGAAAUGGUUCGCUGUCUUUCUAGUCGCAUUGAACCUUCGAGUAUUCCCAAUCGCGUGGCACAUUCGUAUUUUAUACCCAUGGUUCCGCAUGAUUUGGAUAGAUUGGCUUAUUCGGAAACGGAGUGGAAUCGCUGGACUUAAUAAACAUUUGACGAAGGUGACGAAGGAAUUCGGCCUCGGGAAGAGUCCCUUAGAUGUCGUCGAAGUGCUGAGGUUACGAGCAGGUAUCGCGGAUUGUGAUUACAAUCUCCAUUUGAGCAACUCUUCAUAUGCUAAGAAUAUGGAUUUCGUGCGCAUGAAUGCAGCCAUUCAUAGCUUUCCCGGUUUCCACUCUGCUGGAGGAAGGCUUGCGCUAGGCGGGAGCUACAUCCAUUUCCUCAAGGAAAUUCCCAUGUUCGCCCAGUACGAGAUUCGUCUCUACUUUGGUGGAUGGGAUACAUCUAAAUGGCUCUAUCUCUAUGCCCAAUAUCUUACGUACCCGAAGAAAAAGGAUGGAAAAAAUGCUGAGUCUAGAUCAGCGUCCAGUUCGAAGGCUAUCGACGCCACAUCUAGUAAUGCUGAGCAAGCCGCGACCGAGCUCUUGAAGGGUGUCACCCCGGCGCCACCGCCAUCCGAUGUUGGGGAAUCCGUGGUGAUCAUUCACCCGGACACCACCAGUGCUGGCACAGCAAGCUCGUCAGCUGUUCCAUCUGGACUCGUUUCGCCUGCUCCAGGGUCAUCCAAUGGAGGAGCAUCCACACCAUCUGGCACCAGGAUUUUCAUUGAGACACCUCCUGUCCCAGAAGGUGCUAUUCUUCACGCGACGGGGGUAUCUCAAUACUGCUUCAAAUUCGGACGUAUCACUGUUCCCCCGCGAGUAGCAUACAUCGUAUCCGGUUUCGGUGAUACUAGGCGAUGGGAACGGCUCCAACGCGUUAGGGAGGGGAAAGAAGGGAAGGGUAAAUUGAGCCAGUUACUAAGUGGAGGUUGGAAAGACACCAGUGAAGGGGACUUUUGGUCCUUUGAGGAAUUUGAGGCGGAAGGGUUGAAGAGGGGUGCUCAGAUGAAACUACUGAAGGAGGUAAUGGAAGGCUUAGAGGCUCCCAACUGAAUCUGUAUCGCUGCUUGGUUCUGCUGUCCUUAUUUUCAUUUGCUAUCGGGAUGGGUCCGGAUCUCAAGUUGUAGCGGUCACUUCUCAUCUUUUUCCUCAGUAUAUACUAUCCCCCUAAUUGCCAAUCCCCAUGAUGCCAUAGACAUUUCCUCAUGUCUCCAUACAAAUUAUUGUCAAACCUUGUGACAACUGAACAAAC